This is a messenger RNA of Xyrichtys novacula (pearly razorfish), 1186 nucleotides long. The record is from the annotation of a GenBank genome assembly. Lineage: Eukaryota; Metazoa; Chordata; Actinopteri; Labriformes; Labridae.
AUGAAAUGUCCUGAGGAGAGGAAUAGUGCUCUGGAUUCUUGUACCACAUGUUUGAGACUAAUUUCCCCUUGUGUUGACUGCACAUCAUAUUCAGACUUUGAAUCUUUACAGUAUGCUGAUGCUCAUUUAGAUGCUCUUAGUCUCUGUGUCGGUAGGAUUUCCGUGAAAGUUGAAUCUCUGAACCGAGGGUUUGAACGUCACAUUGAUGGUAGGACCUGCUCAUAAAGAUGUCCAUGUAGUUUCAUGCGUUUUCUGAACACCUGACCUGUUAAGUGCCAUUGUCUAGAGUUGAGACUGUUAUGUUUUCUAUCUAAUGCCAUUUAUUGCUCAAAAAAAAAGUCCUCUUGCAUUAUCUCCAGUGUAGCAUGCCUAGGUUUCUGCUGUUCUUACUUUAAUGUCCUUCAUAUGAGCAUGUUGAAUGCUAGUCCUGGAAGUGCUUAAAGACUCGUUCAGUGUUGAUAAUGACAUUUUCUGAAUGAGGCUGUUAAUUUAAAGAUCCAAGAGGAAAGAAAAAGCAAAGAAUAUUUGACUGCUUGUUCACUGAUGGCAAACAGUGCGAUUAUAUAUCUGAUCUUUGCAGUGUCGUCCCAGACCUUGCACCUUAGGUUCUGCUGCAAUUACACAGGUAAGCGAAACCUAAGGAAACAAGUGUUUUUGUCCAGUGACAUGACAAAUAUGACAUGCAAAGAAAUGCUUACCUGUGUCUUUAAUAUGCCCUCAAUGCAUUUUUACUCUUAGAAAUGUUCAGGAUCUCCAAGUAGCCCUUUAAAGCUGAUCUGAUUUAUGAAUGAACUGCAUGAUAUGACUUGUUACAUGACGUUAAAGUGAUUUCACCAAGUCGUUGCAUAGGCUCACUAAGGAAAUGUUUUUGUGGUAAACUCUUAAUGGUUUGAUAUUAGCCUUAAACUUUGCAUACCUGGUAAGUCCUGAGUGGUUUAUCAAAACUGCAUGCCAUGUCAGAAGUUUAGCAAAUGUGGUAAACCGGCUUAGGUCAAAGUCGUUGAAAUACAUGAUUUGAUUUCUCUGUCGUGGUGUGAAUCUGCCCUCAAAGUGCAGUGCAAAUCUCCUAUUGAAACGCUGCUGCCUUCACUUCUCGCUCACAGUGUUGGAGGAUGAUGGUGCUGCAAGCUUAGGUCAUAGAAUCAGGCCCUGUCGUAGUUUGUCCCCAAAAGGAGGAAUCCUUUGA